UAACAUCGAUGAUAAGGAGCAUCUUGAGGUUAUCAGGAUAUCUCCUACAGGCCCUUCCCCAAGGCGUUGGGCCUCGCGCGUUCACCUGCUUUUCCACCUGGUUCCCUCGCCUUCUUGAACUUCCAUCCAGCUUUUUCACUUUAACGAUUCCGCAGUCUCAUCCCUUGCUUUUUUCUGCCCUCAGCCCUCUGUCACCCGUGUACAUACAACCGUCAAGGGUAUCUAUCUCGACCAACACUGCAUCAACCCCAUUUGCAAAGAAAAUGGUCGCUCAGAGUAGCCAGAAGCCUCCUUUUCCAACGCAGAACGGCGCGGCGACGCAAGGACGUAUAAUUGUGGUCACCCACCAUCUUCCGUGGACCUCUAUCACCACAGCUGGUGUCAAGUCAUCCCUUCGUCAGACGGGCGAACGACCGGCAAAUGCAGCAAAGUUCACCGAGAUAUCUCCACGAUCGAAAUCUGGUAACUCCCCAAAGGAAAAUGGGUGUAAACCUACGGUAGACACGGCUCCUGGGGGACGUUGGAAAUUUCAGGAGCGCCGCGGUCAUUCGGCAAUAUUCGCUGGAAUAAACUCUCUCAAAGAUACGGAGAAGUUGAUUCACAUUGGAUGGACCGGAACCACGUAUGAUGAUGAAUCGUAUCCAUUGGAAUCCAACAGCUUAACACCGGAGCUGCGACAAGCGUUGACAGACGAGCUUUGGGAAAGGAAAAGGUGUGUCCCCGUCAUUUUAGACGACAAAAAGGCAGCCGGGCACUACGAAGGCUAUUGUAAAACAGAUUUGUGGCCUUUGUUCCACUACAUGUUGUGGGAUUUUGCCCUGGACGCGGCUGAGCAUGAUCCAAUUUCAUGGGUCGACUACCACGAUGUGAACCAACAAUUCGCCGAUGCUAUACUGAAAGUGUAUCAACCAGGCGAUCUGAUAUGGAUCCACGACUAUCACCUCUUGCUGGUGCCAUCGAUGGUACGGCAAGAAUUGCCUGAUGCUACUAUUGGCUUUUUCCUGCAUACUCCGUUCCCUAGUUCUGAACUGUUCCGAUGUCUGCCAAGACGAAAAGAGAUUCUUCAGGGCGUGCUAGGAUCUAGUAUGAUUGGCUUCCAAACAUACUCCUAUGCUAGGCACUUCCUUAGCAGCUGCACCCGAGUACUGGGACUAGAGUCCUCACCGAAAGGCGUGGAUUACAAGGGUUCGUUAGUGGCUAUCAACAUCUUUCCUAUUGGGAUUGACGCUGUAAAACUCCAAGAGCGCAGGAAACAACAGAAUGUCUUGGAUAAGAUGGCUGCUAUAAAAGAACUAUAUUCUGGAAAAAAAAUUAUCAUUGGACGUGAUAAGCUCGAUCACGUCAAAGGUGUCCAGCACAAACUCAACGCCUUUCAAAAGUUUCUUACCACCUUUCCCGAAUGGCAGAACAAGGUGGUGCUGAUCCAGGUGACAUCUCCUGCUGAACGGGAAUCGCACAAACUGGAAUCGAAGGUUUCUGAACUUGUGUCCCGCAUCAAUGGAAACUUUGGAUCACUCGAAUUUGCUCCUGUACAUCAUUACCACCAACACUUGGAUCAGGAUGAUUACUACGCUCUUUUGAGCAUUGCCGACCUUGGAUUGAUUACAUCGGUUCGAGACGGGAUGAACACGUCCUCCCACGAAUUUGUCGUGUGCCAACAGGAGAACCGAAGUCCGCUGAUCCUUAGCGAGUUCACCGGGACCGCAGGGUCUCUUAGUGCAGCAGCGCUCGUUAAUCCUUGGGAUUAUCAGGGGGUCGCAAACGCUAUCAAUGAAGGCUUACUGAUGUCCCGAGAAGAAAAGGCUAUCAAGCACCAGCAAUUGUUUGAUCACGUCACCAGUAAUACCGCCGAAUUCUGGGGACAAUCCUUCAUUAAAGAGCUGCGAAAAGCUGCCCAAUCUCGCACAGCAACCAACCCAACUCCUGCCCUGGACUUUGCACUCAUGCUGGAUAGAUACAGACAGGCAUCAAAGCGCCUACUAAUGUUUGACUACGAUGGCACAUUGACUCCCAUUACCAAAACACCGGGUGCCGCGCUCCCACCCCCUGAAAUGUUGAAAGCCAUGCAAAUCCUGGCAAAUGAUCCUCGUAAUGUGGUCUUUGUAAUCUCUGGCCGCGAUGACGAUUGUCUAGAUCGAUGGCUGGGCGAAGUCAAAGGGCUUGGCUUGAGUGCCGAGCAUGGUUGCUUUAUCAAAUAUCCGGAUCACAAAGGCACAGGAAAGUGGAUCAAUCUUUCAGAAGACGUGGACUUCUCAUGGAAGAAUGAAGUCACGGAAAUUUUCAACUACUACACUGAGCGAACGCAAGGGUCUUUUGUUGAGCACAAACGAUGCUCCAUCACAUGGCAUUACCGUCUGGCAGAUCCGGAAUACGGACAUUUCCAAGCCAACGAAUGUCAAAACCACCUCGAAAAUGCCAUCUUGUCCAAGUUGCCGGUAGAAAUCCUUAUUGGCAAGAAAAAUCUAGAGGUUCGGCCCGUGUCGAUUAACAAGGGAGAGAUUGUGAAGCGCCUUCUAUCUCAAAACCCGGAUGUAGAGUUUGUGUUUUGCGCUGGGGACGAUAGGACCGACGAGGAUAUGUUCAAAAUGGUGCGGAGGAGCGCCCUCCCUGACCACGUCCAGUGCAACUGCACGAUAGGAAAUGCCACGAAAAAGACGCACGCCCAGUGGCACGUUCCAGCGCCUGAAGAUCUUAUCCGCCUGAUUGGCGAAUUUGCAAAAGAGUCCACUGUACAUAGUUCGUUGUAGACUUUUCUCCAUUUCUGGUAGAUGACGGUUGUUUGGAUUCUAGAGGCGAAUCUUAUAUAUUCAUACCAAUCUUGUUAUAAAUCUGAAUAUCAGAGAAUUGUCAUGUAUAUAUUGUUUGGCUAGACAUCCCAUUCCGUCAUCAGGCUAGUUGCUCGGAACAAAAUUCGGUUAGAGAUUUUGUCCCUCUAACAAGUAAGAUAUCGUCUCCGUGAACAAGAUUGAUCCUUCUAU
Messenger RNA from Spizellomyces punctatus DAOM BR117, 2978 nucleotides. RefSeq names its product alpha,alpha-trehalose-phosphate synthase (UDP-forming). Gene Ontology annotation, biological process: trehalose biosynthetic process. Bases 9 to 2747 code for a protein of 912 amino acids. Gene Ontology annotation, cellular component: cytosol; alpha,alpha-trehalose-phosphate synthase complex (UDP-forming). The record is from RefSeq and is a predicted model, not a curated record. NCBI's taxonomy places the organism in Eukaryota, Fungi, Chytridiomycota, Chytridiomycetes, Spizellomycetales, Spizellomycetaceae. Gene Ontology annotation, molecular function: catalytic activity. The transcript is spliced from 15 exons.